AUGAUCUUUUUUUGUCUCUUAGAAUUCUAUAUCAUAUUUAAGGUUUUUUCUGUACUCGGUACAAUAACUGCUAUAUCUGGAACUGCAGUUCCUGAUCGUACGCAAGAAGCUCAACGUGGUGCACAAAUUGGUCAAUCUAUUACAUCAGUUCUUUUGUACGGACUUGGAUUAUGGGUCGCUUAUCGAUAUAAUGAAACAGUAAAUUUAGAAUCUUUAACAAUUGUUAUCAAAUUAGAUUUAAUUGAUGGUAAACAAUGGGAAGAAUUUAUUCGAAAAACAAAAAUUAUUAAAUUCAAUUUUCAAUUUAUACUAUCCGAAAAAAUUAAUUUUAGCCAAAAUAAAGCCAUAUUACUUGAUUCAUUUCGAUUAGCAUUUUGGCUUAAAGAGAAACAUUGGUGUAUUAAUUAUACCAAAGACCGUUAUCCACCUUUAUCAACAGUACCAUCCAACGAUGAACAGCGAAUAUUUUAUUCGAGAUAUAUUGAACAUUUAUUCUUGGAUUUUAAUAAACCAAUUGAUGAUCUACCAAAUUAUCGUUUUAUUCAUGUAAAUUCACUUUAUCUUAGUGGUUUAACAUUACCAUCAAUAGAUAAUAUUAUGUCUAUUGUUGAUCUUAAUCAAAUAAAAGAACUUAAUAUGUCACAUAUUAAGAAUAUAUCAAUUGGUGAAAUUCAUUUAUUACUUGAACAUAUUCCUAAUCUAAAUCAUUUGAUAUUUAAAAAUUUCAUACCAUUAUUUAAACCACCUUCACACAUUUAUUCAUUUACAAUUGAAGAAUGA
This is a messenger RNA of Rotaria sp. Silwood1, 780 nucleotides long. The record is from the annotation of a GenBank genome assembly. NCBI's taxonomy places the organism in Eukaryota, Metazoa, Rotifera, Eurotatoria, Philodinida, Philodinidae.